UUAUUAAUCACAGUAGUAUAGUUAUUAUAACAGCUGGGUGGGUACAGUGACAGUGUGGAAAGUGCUGGAGUCAGUGUGGAUCUGUAGAGAGAGGAGGAACUGAUCGAUCUGAGUAGGAAAAACGCGUUAAAUCACCGGAUUAAUCCUGAUAAUCUAAAGACCAUGAAGGCUACAGUGUUCUCCCGUGAUCUGGGUUAAGUGAACUUCUCACCUGUGCAGCUCAGGGUGAUGAGGAGGAAGUAAACGGUCGCAGCAGCAGAACAGAGUUCACCUGAGCUCAGGUAACUUGUCACCAUGGGGUCCACCCUGAGCGAGCCGUGCAUUUACGAUAAGCUGUCGGAGAGUAUCGACAUCCUGCGGCAGUCCGGCUACAGAUACGGGAUGUCUGAGAGAGAAAUCGAGAAGUUCAUUAAACAGGUUCUGGAGACCAACGAGCCGCGGAGGGAUCCUCCACAGUUCCCUAUUCUACGAGCAACUAUCAAGUUUGUUGUGGCCGUUGGUGUGCUGCUGAUCGUGGUGUUGGCCUUCACGUACCCCCAGAGCAUCCCCCACCCUGGACCCUUCAGCCCCACAGCCCACAACUGGUCCUCCCCACUCAGCCACAUCAGACUGUUAUCCCUGCCCAUCGCCAAGAAAUACAACCUACACAGUUUCCACACGUGGUGGAGUGUAGGGGGUGUAAGACAGACGCUGCUGAACUGUUCUGGCUGUGCUGGUGUUUCUGCAGUGCUGGAGCUCAACACACUCCACACUGAUCUCAUACCCACAGGAGCACAGCCCAUACUGCUGAAGGUUGGUCAGUCUCUGGUGGUGAGGAGGCAGCAGUUGGAGGAGCUGUACUCGGCUCAGUCGGACUCUGUGGCGGUUCUGUUGGGGGAGGAGGAGCAGGUUAUGUCUCCAGAGGAGGGAUUUCCUCAGCAUCCAGCCAACUUCAGCCUGCUCUGGAGGUUUGACUCAGGUUCGAGGGAGGGGGUGUUUCAGUGGCUUUUCCCUGAUGCACUGCUCUGCCCGCUGGUGGAAGUUGCAGGAACAACGUUGCGGCGCUGCCGAGUCACACACAGCACCGGCUCUCAGAGCAGAGGAGAGCGAGUGUUGGGUUGGUUGUUGGUGGGUGAAGGAUCCCCUACUGUUCGGGUGCUGCCUCUUCACCGCUGCCAAACACACUGCAGCUCUUUUAACCUGUGGCUCAGUCCAGGGAAUCUGGUAUACGCAGAUCCACGCUACUGGCAGCUGGAGAUUUUCCCUGGUCGAGGGGAAAACAUCAUGUGUGACGGAUCGGCACUCUGAGAGGAGGACUUGAGGAGAGGAAGCCGCACAGAACGCUUAUAUGGAACUGAAGCUAAUGCUAAUGCUAAUGUUGCUUAGGUUCAAAUGACCAAGUGCAUCACAGGGGAGUUUUUUUUUUGUUGAGAAAGACUGCCAUGUCAUGCUGGUGCCAAGAACGCUCAGAGCCAACGAAUGAGGGAAUGUACUGUACCUUUUAAAUUCAGCCAGGUGUGAUAAUUGAUAUGUUGCUUUAAUUAUCGAGUCGCAACACGUUUUUUGGUAAAAAAAUGUAUAUAUACUUUUUUUUGUCCACAUGCUGAAAUACUAAUGACGAUAAUAAUGUGUCCGUUUGCUUGCUAGUGAACAGUUUUGAUCGCAACAUGCAAAUAUGUGACUUAACUAUUAACUUCUUCUAAGAAAGUUAAGUGGAUCAAAAUGCCUCGUAAAGCUUAGGUAGCUUGGCUGGUAUGACCAGUUUUCUCGUCUUAAUCCAAAUUAUGUUGUAGUAUGUUUCAGCCAGAAUAUGAAGAUUUGGUGUCUGAAUAUUUGCUUCUUCAGUUUUGCAUUAGAUCUGAUCAAAUUAGAUAAAAGUAACAUCAAAUUCAAAUUCCUAUACCAAGUAGCCUAAAUCAAAUAACCAGCCUAACUACCCUUAAAUAAAUUAAACUUUAAACUUUGCUGAUGUGGUUUCCUUAUUCAGUUAGCACAAUGCUAACUAUGGCCAUAAGUUCCCAUUAUAUAGCUACAGGAAAAUUAAAAAACAUAGCCAUGUAAUAAAUAAAAGGUGUAAAUCUAAAGAAGCAAACAUCAGUCUUGGCUAAUAAGCUAAUGAUAGACUACAUUUGGAGUGAGGGGAAAUGGUUUAAUGGUCAAACCAUCACUUUAAAUCUUUUUCUUUACUUAUAGGUGGGUUCUUUAAUAUGAUGUGCCAUGUGCCAGCGCUAAGCUCUCUAAAGCGUAGCCACCACUGCCAUACUUUUUCAUAUUUGCCUGCAUGGUUUCUUCCUUCUGUUGCCUCUUGCAAAAAAAAAUAAUUAACCCAUAAAAGCACUUUAAGAUGUGUUGGCAUUGUGCAUUUGUGUGCCAACUCCCUGUUUCUCCUUUAUUCUCCUUUAUAAAUGCUUUAUCUUCUCGUUUAUAUGUCUGUAAACACACACACGCACUUACACACACACUUAAUUUCUGUACUCUUUUACUCGUGUUCAUCAGUAUUAUCAACUAUUCUUCUUAUUUUACAUUUUAAAGGAGAACUCUGUUGUAAAAUUGAGUUUUUACACCGGAGUUCUUCUGCUUUAAUAUUAACGUCUUUGUGGAUAAGAGUGUAACGAUAACAGGAAUACUGAAUUCACGCUAACCCUUAAACAACAGUUCAGUCAGAAAAAUGAUAAACUAAUAGCCACUAGAUAGCAUGUGCUAAUAAAUAUAUUAUGUCCUGCUAGCAUCAUGCUAACUUGGUGGUUAUUAGACGUAAGAUGAUCUGUUAAAUUUUUUUAGCCACGUUAGCAUGCUCUUCCCAACCUGGUGUAAACAGACAUAAACGUUUCCUCAGAAUUUAAUGCAGAUUAUAUUUGUUGUUUAUUAUUCACAAUAUGGGGCUGAUACUGCUGUUGAGUAAUCAGUUUAUUUUGAGAGAAAAAAAAAAGAUGUUUAUAAUUAUGGAUAAAGUAAAUUAAUCUAAAUGGUGAUUCUGACACUACUGCGGGAUUUCUAAUGUAAACAAAUGCUGCUGUUUAUAAAGUUUUUCCUCUUGAAAAAAUA
Astyanax mexicanus (Mexican tetra) is the source of this 3024-nucleotide messenger RNA. RefSeq names its product chromosome 24 C6orf89 homolog (gene c24h6orf89). The transcript is spliced from 9 exons. NCBI's taxonomy places the organism in Eukaryota, Metazoa, Chordata, Actinopteri, Characiformes, Acestrorhamphidae. Gene Ontology annotation, cellular component: nucleolus; Golgi membrane. The record is from RefSeq and is a predicted model, not a curated record. The coding region runs from base 295 to 1287 and encodes 330 amino acids.